Penicillium cataractarum is the source of this 198-nucleotide messenger RNA. RefSeq lists its product as uncharacterized. The record is from RefSeq and is a predicted model, not a curated record. The coding region runs from base 1 to 198 and encodes 65 amino acids. NCBI's taxonomy places the organism in Eukaryota, Fungi, Ascomycota, Eurotiomycetes, Eurotiales, Aspergillaceae. The transcript is spliced from 2 exons.
AUGGGUGCUGUCGUCUCCUGUAUCACCAGCGUCUUCCACGCUAUCGGCCGCUGCCUCAUGGGCAUCGUCAAUGCCAUCGGCUCCAUCCUCCGUGCCAUCCUUGACGGAAUCAUCACCAUCUUCGAUGUGAUCAUCUCCUGUCUCACCUGCCAGGGUUGCUCAGGGCGCCGGCGUCAUCGAACCAGAUCACGAGUCUGA